Messenger RNA from Talpa occidentalis (Iberian mole), 8944 nucleotides. RefSeq names its product exocyst complex component 4 (gene EXOC4). Gene Ontology annotation, cellular component: synapse; exocyst; growth cone membrane. The record is from RefSeq and is a predicted model, not a curated record. Lineage: Eukaryota; Metazoa; Chordata; Mammalia; Eulipotyphla; Talpidae. The coding region runs from base 44 to 2971 and encodes 975 amino acids. Gene Ontology annotation, biological process: chemical synaptic transmission; Golgi to plasma membrane transport; exocytosis. The transcript has 18 exons.
CUUUGGUUCCUGAAUCCACUGACUACCCCCGCCCGGUACCAAGAUGGCGGCAGAAGCAGCUGGUGGGAAAUACAGAGGCACAGUGAGCAAAAGCAAAGACCCCUCGGGGCUCCUCAUCUCUGUGAUCAGGACUCUGUCAACCAGUGAUGAUGUCGAAGACAGAGAGAAUGAGAAGGGCCGCCUUGAAGAGGCCUAUGAGAAAUGUGACCGCGACUUGGAUGAGCUGAUUGUGCAGCACUACACGGAGCUGACGACAGCCAUUCGCACGUACCAGAGCAUCACAGAGCGCAUCACCAACUCCCGGAAUAAGAUCAAGCAGGUAAAAGAAAAUCUGCUCUCAUGCAAGAUGCUCUUGCACUGCAAACGGGAUGAGCUUCGCAAACUGUGGAUUGAAGGAAUUGAACAUAAGCAUGUCUUGAACCUGCUGGAUGAAAUCGAGAAUAUCAAGCAAGUGCCUCAGAAGCUGGAGCAGUGCAUGGCCAGCAAGCACUAUCUCAAUGCCACCGACAUGCUGGUGUGUGCAGUUGAAUCUUUGGAGGGCCCCCUGCUCCAGGUGGAAGGUCUGAGUGACCUUCGGUUGGAGCUUCACAGCAAGAAGAUGAACCUCCACUUGGUCCUCAUAGACGAACUGCACCGGCAUCUGUAUAUCAAGUCUACCAGCAGAGUUGUGCAGCGGACCAAGGAGAAAGGGAGAAUGAGCUCCCACAUGAAAGAUGCAUCUCCUGUUCCUCUGAUUGAUGUUACAAACCUUCCUACGCCUAGAAAAUUCCUUGAUGCAUCUCAGUAUUCUACUCCUGGGAGCUCAAGUGUGAAGGAGAUGAACUUGCAGGAUAUCAAAGAGGAUUUGGAAUUGGAUCCAGAGGAAAACAGCACCCUUUUUAUGGGUAUCCUUAUUAAGGGGUUGGCCAAACUGAAGAAGAUUCCAGAGACAGUUAAGGCCAUCAAAGAACGCUUGGAGCAGGAGCUAAAGCAAAUCGUGAAGAGGUCUACAACCCAGGUGGCUGACAGUGGCUAUCAGAGAGGAGAGAACCUCACUGUGGAGAACCAGCCAAGGUUGCUUCUAGAACUGCUGGAGUUGCUGUUUGACAAGUUUAAUGCUGUCGCCACUGCGCACUCUGUGGUCCUGGGAUACCUACAAGACACUGUGGUGACCCCCCUGACCCAGCAAGAAGAUGUCAAGCUGUAUGACAUGGCAGAUGUGUGGGUGAAGAUCCAAAAUGUUCUGCAGAUGCUGCUGACCGAGUACUUGGACAUGAAGAAUACUCGUACGGCCUCUGAACCAUCAGCACAACUCAGUUAUGCCAGCACAGGACGAGAGUUUGCCGCCUUUUUUGCCAAGAAGAAACCUCAACGGCCCAAAAAUUCUCUUUUCAAGUUCGAGUCGUCCUCCCAUGCCAUCAGCAUGAGUGCCUAUUUGCGAGAGCAGAGGAGGGAGCUCUACAGCCGGAGUGGAGAACUUCAAGGGGGUCCUGAUGACAACUUAAUUGAAGGUGGAGGGACAAAAUUUGUCUGCAAACCUGGAGCCAGGAAUAUUACCGUCAUAUUCCAUCCAUUACUAAGAUUUAUUCAGGAGAUUGAGCAUGCCCUGGGGCUUGGUCCAGCCAAACAGUGUCCUCUUCGGGAGUUUCUCACUGAGUACAUCAAGACCAUCUUCCUCAGUCAGGUCUUGGCAGAGAUCAACAAGGAGAUUGAGGGUGUCACUAAAACAUCCGACCCCUUGAAGAUUCUUGCUAAUGCAGAUACCAUGAAGGUUCUGGGGGUGCAGCGACCUCUCCUGCAGAGCACAAUCAUUGUGGAGAAGACAGUGCAGGACCUCAUGAAUCUGAUGCAUGACUUGAGCGCAUACUCAGAUCAGUUCCUCAACAUGGUGUGUGUGAAGCUCCAGGAGUACAAGGACACCUGCACUGCAGCCUACAGGGGCAUUGUCCAAUCAGAAGAAAAGCUUGUUAUCAGUGCAUCUUGGGCAAAAGAUGACGACAUCAGUAGACUCUUGAAAUCACUACCAAACUGGAUUAAUAUGGCUCAACCCAAGCAGCUGAGGCCAAAGAGAGAAGAGGAAGAAGAUUUUAUAAGGGCAGCCUUUGGCAAGGAAUCGGAAGUUCUUAUUGGGAACCUGGGUGAUAAAUUAAUCCCAGCACAAGACGUCCUACGCGACGUGAGCGACCUCAAAGCCUUGGCCAACAUGCAGGAGAGCCUGGAGUGGCUCGCGGGUCGGACCAAGUCUGCUUUCUCCAACCUGUCCUCCUCCCAGAUGCUGUCUCCUGCUCAAGAUAGCCACACGAGCGUGGAUCUCCCCCAGGUGUCAGAGCAGAUCAUGCAGACUCUGAGCGAACUUGCCAGAUCUUUCCAGGAAAUGGCUGACUGCUGCUUGCUGGUCCUACAUCUGGAAGUCAGGGUUCACUGUUUCCAUUAUCUCAUCCCUCUUGCAAAGGAGGGGAACUAUGCCAUUGUCGCUAAUGUGGAAAGCAUGGAUUAUGACCCUCUGGUGGUUAAGCUCAACAAAGACAUCAGCGCCAUCGAGGAGGCCAUGAGUGCCAGUCUUCAGCAGCACAAGUUCCAGUAUAUAUUUGAAGGACUGGGACACCUGAUCUCCUGCAUCCUCAUUAAUGGUGCACAGUACUUCAAGCGCAUCAGUGAGUCUGGCAUCAAGAAAAUGUGCAGGAACAUUUUUGUUCUUCAGCAGAAUUUGACCAACAUCACCAUGUCACGAGAGGCUGACCUGGAUUUUGCAAGGCAGUACUACGAGAUGUUGUACAACACGGCCGAUGAGCUCUUGAACCUGGUGGUGGACCAGGGCGUGAAGUACACGGAGCUGGAGUACAUCCAUGCCCUGACCUUGCUGCACCGCAGUCAGACGGGGGUGGGAGACCAGACCACCCAGAACAUGAGGCUGCAGCGGCUCAAGGAGAUCAUCUGUGAGCAGGCUGCCAUCAAGCAAGCCACCAAGGAUAAGAAAAUCACCACGGUUUAAUGGGGUGCACUUGCUGGGAAGCGGUGGGUGGAAAGUGGCUAUUUUUGUUUUGUUGAUCACACUCCUUUCUUUGACCUGUUUGGUAUAUUUUACACUGAUUUAGUUUUCUCUGCACUGAUACAUUAGUGGAGAGAAGCUGUAAGGAUUUUUUUUCUCUGUAGUUUUGGCUUUUCAUAUCUAUUCUAAAGGGAGCUUUUAGUACAGAAGGUUUUAGUUUGGCAUCUACUUUAACAUAGUCUAUGCCAAAGGGAUGAUGAGAGGGCGGGAUGGGGAUGUUAUGUCAAGUUAUUCAACUGACAAAUGAAUGCAUGCAUUACUAACACUUUCUUCCUUGCCCAGCAAUCUCUGGAAAGUAAACUGCUAGCCAAGUUUUAGUCCCAAACUAAAAUCACAACUACGUAAACAGUAAGAUUUGUAUUCUCUUGGCCUUGUGGGUUACAAUUCAAUGAAAUAAAUGUAUGUGCACUGCUUUCUGUAUAACCAAGCUCAAAGCAAUGGCUUCUCCACCGGCUGGAGUUUUCAACAACUUCCCCUAACCAAAACAGGGCCUCUUGAGGACCAGGGGAAUGAGGCCACUUAUCCCAAUCCUGGAAGAAGUUUACCUGCAGUAGCUUGUACACAAAGUACAGGUUGGUUUAUUCCCUUUUUGUUAUUUCCGCUGUAUCUCAGCCAACAGCCAGCAAAUGAAUGACAAAAAUGGGAGCAUGAAAGAUGACUCAACCCUCUUCUUGAAUUCUCCCCCUCAACUCUCCAAGGGAAAAUGAUGGUAGAGAACUUUUAACUGCAUCUGAAACAUUGGACAUGAGUGAGUCUUAGAUGCUCCCUUAGUGUCCUUAUGAUCCCCUGGGUCUGUCUCACCUUAGAAAGCAGCCCUGGUCUGCUCAGCUGAAUGCAAGGAUGAUUGGUCAGCCAUGCCAUUCCUCCUAGGUGAGCCCACCCAGGAGUCCCUCUGCAGUGCUCUCAUGGUGUGGAUUCUCCACUCCUACUCCACCGGACCUUACCACUCUCUCCCGGUUCCCAAGCACUCUUGCUGCCCAUGGUUGAUAUGUCACAGGAGGAAACAACAUACUGAUGUGGACACACCUUGAAAAUAUUUGGGAAAGAGAGCAGGAAGUCCUUUGGCCCCACAUGGUCAUACCUCACGCUAUGAAGGUCCAAAAUUAUAUAUGUUUGUACAACUUUGGUCUUGGCGGAAAAGAGCAGAAAAUUAAAAUGUUUUGAGAAGCUUAAAUGUUGUGUCUUGAUUUUGUUUUGUUUUGUAUUCUUUAUUUAGAAAAUAUCCCCUAAGGGCCAAGUAUGUGCCACAUGCUACUAGGCAUAGGGGCAGAUACAGAACAAUAAAGGACAGUCUUAUCUACCUUCAAGACAAGGCAUGAGAACUGGACUCCAAACCAAAAUCCCAACAGAUGUACACUCAAGGCUGAGUUAGAAAUCAGGCCACGCAGAGGGGGAGCUGUGAAGGGAAUCAGCAAAAAGCUGGAGGGUGGUCUUCCAGGGAGUUCUGGAAGGAAUGUUGUAGACCUUUGUGGCUUUAGGUGCCUGAUUAGGAAGAAGUUGAAUGUACUCAGGAAACAACCAAGGAAAAUCAUAGGCACCAGCAUGGGAAGUUGCCUCCAAGAAGUGGAGGAGGGAGGAAGGAGAUGUGGAGCCAUCAGAGCUGAUCACUUGGGUUUGAAAGCCUCCUCCUAGUAGGCAUGGCCUCCCAGCACAACUCUCUCUCUCCUUCCUGUCCACUCCAGGCCAAGACCUCUGGAGCAUUGACAGUGAUGCCAGAAGAGGCGGGGGUGAGACUGGAGAGUGACUUGGGUGUUGAGUUGGAUGUAGACAGGGACAGCCUCAGUCAGGAACAAUGAGGACUGGUAGGAAAAUGGCAGAUGAGCUACUUCUGGGGCAGCAUUCAGCAUUCUAGAAUCUCUACAUUGCUUACAAUAAUGAUAGGCUUGAAAAAUGUCAAUUCUGCACCAAAAAAGCAGUCUAGGAUGCUUUGUCCACAACAUUCAAACUUAGACUUCUUUGUAAAUGGUCUGUCCAUCUUUUCUCUUCAAUAUCAAGAAUAGCCAAGGACACAUUCAGUGCUUGUUGAAAAGUUGCAGGCAGAGAAGUGCAGGGACACAUGAAGAUUUCUACUGUUGUGAGCUGCUAUGGUUCUUCUUUAAGAUACCGUGUGAGACUGCCUUGUGCUGUUCACAACCACAAGCAGAAAGUACUGGAAAGAGUCAGGGGAGCGAAGGACAGGGCCCAGCAUUUUUCACCAUGAAGACUGCUCCCUAAACAUGCUGUUAAAGCUAAAAAAGGCCAACAAAAUAGGCCUCCCCAGAAAGGACACUGAAAACAAAACAAAACAUUGUCUCGUUUUUCUACCACGGAACAGACAGGAUGGACAAGAGUGGACUUCUAUUGACAGCAGUAGGCCCUGCGCCUUGGAGAAAGCUCUUAAGGAAACCACCUGAGGGGAACGGCAGACUUAACCAUGAGGAAGGACAACUGUGAGGAGAGUCCAUCUAGCCGGGCACCAGAGAGUUAGCUCCACAUGCAAUAGCACAGGGACAAAAUAGGCGUCUCCAUCACUGUCAUCUACACCACAGGACUUAACACAUCAGCCCAUUUCAUCCUCAAAGCAGCCAUGUUAGAGAUACUGCUUUCCGCCUUCAUUCCCAAGGGAGCAACAAAUACUAAAGAAGACCUUCCCUGCUCAGUCUCCCUUAGGAAAAAUGCCUUGAAAAGCAGUACCAUAAUCAAAGGAUGGGCCCCAACUCUUGGUAGAUGUUGGCAAAUUGUGUCCUCAGAAUCGCUGACAGUGGCUGCUGCUUCUACAGUCUUUUGUUGUUUGUGAUAACCUUUUCACCUGUCACCCCACCUCUUAAUUUAAUAAACUACUUUUUGGCUAUGGUGCCAUUCACCCUAAGAGUUUCGUUUAUGUCUGUGCCAUUAAUAUAAUUUCUUUCCGGGAAUUUCAUCCUCAUGCAAUGUCUUUAUUCCUACCUCACAAUGAUAUUGAUAUUUUUUUUUAAUCUUAUUGCCCAGUUGGAACUUUUCCCGCUCAUAUCUGAUUAUCUCUCUGUCGAUUAGUUAAAGAUGGCCCCUCAGGCUUUCCUUGCCCAAAGAGGGCCUCUCUUUCUGGGCUUUAAAAGACAAAUUCAUCUUUGAGUUGGCAAGUUCAGCUCAGAUUCAGCGGUCGGACUGGUCUGUGCUCUCAUACCCUGAAUAACCAGUCAUGCAGAAUCGUUUGGGGAGUAGGGAGUCUCCCACCUGAAAUGGCUGCCCGUUGCUGAGUGACCUAAUUCAUAGCCCCACUCCAGCACCAAAUGUUUUCUCAGGCUGACUGUUAUUAAUGUAUGUUUCAAAGAACUUGGAAGAAAAGCUCAAAUACAGCCAAGCUGGAUUGGCACCCGAGCCUGGCGGUUCUGUCAAGUCAUAUCCAUGACUGUCUUAGCGCUAAUGGGUCCACUCAGUCAAAAGGUAGAAUUGCCUGUUAAAGCUCAGGUGACAUGGACUCCAUGCAAUGGUGAGUAGAGUCCCUGCGACAAGGGGACUGACCUUUCUCUAUGACCUUGUCCUCCCAGACUCCAUAUUUCCUCCACCAAGCCAAGCCUUCUUUUUGGAGACACCCCAUAGGACAUGACUGACCCUCUGCUGCUCUCUCCUCAGCCUCCCACUGGAGACACAGGACUGUCCCUCCCUGGGGAGCAGGGGCCUAGAAGUUCAUCACCCUUUAUCAUACCAGUGGAACAAAUGGAUUUGCCCUUCCCAGACGUGCCAAAUGCACCAAGGCCAUUGCACUCAGGAUUCCUGCUCAGUGGCAUAGCUGUGGCUGCCUCCCCAGAACCAUGGCACUGAAACUUCCUAGUAAAGAACAGGGGGUCACCAUGGCUCAGUAAGCCCCAACUAGACUCAGUCUCUUCGGGGCAGUUGUGAUGAGAAGACAGGAAGGUCGCUGUCCUUCUAGCAGGAUAAGAAAACAAGGGGUAUCCUAAUCAAGAUUUUUCUUGAAAAGCAAACCGUGUGCUGAAAUGCACAUACCUGAAAGCUACUGUCCCAGCGUGGCAGGGAUGGAAGGCAGAUGGGACACAGUUUGGAGGGAGGGGAACGAGGUACCAAGAACACGAAAACAAAGAAUGCCUGGGCUCAGCAAAGGUCUCGACUCUGUCCUAAUUAGGCACAGUUUUUAUAAGAAGUACAUAAUUAAUAAGCUCAUGACCAGAUGCAAGAUACAGCAGAGUCUUUUCCUGAAAUGGAAGUUGUAAUGAAGUGUACACAGCUGGAAGCGGUUGUCCUCAUUUGGCUGAGGCGGGAGGCCUGCCUGGAAUUUUGAAGAGGUGUAGUAAGAGGCUCGCCACAGGUUUACACCUGAAAACAACUAAUCCUCCUCCAACUGGGCUGGGUGUAAUGAGAUAUGGCUAAUUAUCAAGAGUGUAAUGAGAUGCAAAAGCCCGUAGAAUUGAGCUGGAAAUUUCUUUAAAAGUGAACUAAGAUUCAGACACCAGAGAAGAAUUUCUGCUAAUGGCACUAGGUGUGAGUGUGAUGAAAUGUGCGUGGUAGGAGGGGUUGCUUUUGCAUACCUGGCCCAAAGACUUAUGUCUGCAAUUAAAAAUAUUGCUAGCACAUUCACACACCUGGAGCAGGAGUCCCUGGGAAGCCGAGAAUGCACUGACCCAUGGGGGCUGCACGUGUGUUUUUUAAUGCAUGUAUAUGUGCUUAUGUAUGUACGUCCAGCUGGGGGGAAAAUGAGGUUAGGUGCUGCCGUGAGUGUGGUUACCUUUACACUCCAUCCCAUUUAGAAAUGCAGUCUCAGAUUUCUGCUGAAUUUGCAACGGAUACCCUAGGAGGAGAGAAAUUGGCAAACUCCUCAUCCCAAACUUACUUAAUUACCUACCAGGUGAGUUUUUUUGCACAAGGAUUUAUUUGCUGGGAGAGACCAGGAAACCAUUAGCACUUUUUUUGUCAUGGUUUUUAUUUUAUGUUUGCUAUUAUGUUACUUUACACACCAUUAUUGAGCACUUAAUAUAUGUGAGGUGCUGUGCUGAAUGCUUUACCUCGUGAUUCUAUUUAAUCCUCACAAUAACCUUAAGAGAGGGACACUAUUGAUCCUUAUUUCAAAGACGACUCAGGCUCAGAUUAAGGACCUGGCCCCAGGCAGAUAGCAGAGCCAGAGUUCAUGCUCGGAGCCCGUCUCUUCUCUGAAAUGAGCCAAACCCCUCAUCCCCCCCAUGACGCAGGAAGGGACCCCACAUACUACAUUUAGCUCCCAGUGGCAGAUCAGCCCCUCCCAUCUGCUCUGCCCUUCCUGUGGGCCCCAGAGGGAGUCAUUUCCAGAAUGAAUUUGGGCCACCUCUCCUGGUCCCCUCUCUGCCCCUCCUCGGCCCCCUGCUGCCUGAGUCCACCCCUGUGGCCAAUAUGUCUGCAUACCUGUCGGACACAAAAAAAUCUCUGGGACCUGGGGCUGAGCCUCACCAGCUGGAGGCCCAUGAGGACCCAUCCCUGAGCCAAAGCCUGGAGAGCAUCCAAGGGAGGGACAAAAUGCCCAGGUUUUGACUGUGCCGUACGUUGGCUCAAAGUUGUCACCUCAUCUCAGCCUUUUACAAGUGUUUCGAUAUUGUAUGUGUUACGAAGUGCCAAGAGCCUCUAUUUUCUCAUAUGUGAAAUGGGAGAAUAAUAUUUCUCCCUCAACAGUAUUGCUGUAUAAAAUAAGAGGGGUUCAGUGCCUGGCACAUUAUGCUACAGAGACAUCAUAAUACUAGAAUAUUUUCUGUUUCUUUGAGGAUCUAGGGAACCAGGAUCUAGAAAACAUGCUCUGUUGCUGUGGCCUAAGAGCGCAGCCACCCUGGCUAGGGCCUGACAUCAGUGAGACCUCCACGGCGCCAGGUGGGGCUCAGGACAGCUGUUUGCUGUGCGUGGGCACCUGAACUCUCCAGGCAACAGCAGGUCCUGGUGUUGUUCUCCCGCACUCCCUGCCCCCGGGCUCUAGCUUCUCAC